ACAAAGCGAGGAGCCCAAGUCAACUUGGUUUGGGCCUAGGAUGCUGAAUUAGAGUUUAUAAUGGGGGCUGCCCAAUAGUUAUUGUCUCACUUCUUUUGGUAUUUAUAUUUUAAUUGAAAAUACAUUAAAUUGAUUUUUUUUAUUUUUAAUAUCAAUAUAUUAAAACCAUUCAAAUUUUUUUAAAAAAAUAUUAAUUUAAUUUUCUUAGGCAAAAAAACAAUUUAAAAAUUAUUUUACAAAAACAAAUACUUAACUAGGUCUUCGUUAUAUCUGUAGAUUGCAUAAUGCUGGAGUGGUUUUUAUUCCUGCCAGAAAGCUUGCGGUUUUUUUUUCACUCCCACGCACCAUCUUAUCAACAGCCAAGAAGGCUAAGAGAUUCAUGCACUAAAAAUUUGAAAGUGCAUGACCCAAGCUGGAAUAUGAAUGCCAUGUAUCAGCAGUCAGUAGCUGUACGCAUUAAUGCACUAUUUUUCAGUGCACGAACCUACUUGGAAUCUGAUCCUAUGGAUCGACCCGAAGGGCGAGAUUCAGUGUACGGCAUCAAUAUAAAAAAUCUGCAUGUGGGCCUUUUAUUGAAGUCAUUUGAUAUUGUUAUACUUAUUAUUUUUUAAAAUAUUUUUUUUAAUGUUUUAAAAUAAAUUAUUUAUUUAUUUUUAAAAUGAGUAUAUUAAAACAAUAUAAAAAUAUAUAAAAAAUUAGUUUUUAAAAAAAUCAAUUUUUUUCAAAAAUAUUUUUGCAUUCCAAAAACAAAAUGUGUGAUGUUGGUGCAUGAAUAUGGCAGCUGCGUUCCCACAGAACUGAAUUCCAAGCCCCCGCCACCUCGCAAGAGUUGAAAGUCCCAAGUAUCAAACAGCCGUUGCAAAAGUUUGUGAUGUGGGUGUUUUGGGAACUCCAAUGUGUUCUUAUCCCCAGCCCUUUGCAGCAUGCACACCGCAGCCACCCAGUAGUAAAUAAAUUAACAAUAAAAGGCGACCCUAAAAUUCUCCUAUGUUUGCCACCUGAGCUUGUGUGCGGACAAAUAUUAUUUGCCAAGUGUUUUCCAUGUAAGAAAACCUUGAGCUUAGCAGUACUGGACACGAUUGUUCUGGCCAAGUAGCAGUCCCACCCCAUUCGGAGACACGUUUCGAUAUCCUUAAUUGCCUCUUGACUGCAUUCAAGCGCUUAUCCUCGCAUACUGCCAUAUAAAUAGUCCCUUUGCUGCACAAUGUGCUUAUCAACAGCGUUACUGUUUCGCUUAUUUUCUUGUGUUUUUUAUGGGAGGAAUGUCAAAAUCAAUCAUGAGUGGUUUUGGAGAGAAAAAACAGUUCAAGAAGCCUGAGCAGGCUAGUUCUAGGAAAGGGUGCAUGAGAGGCAAAGGAGGACCAGAGAACGCUCUCUGCACUUACAAGGGUGUACGCCAGAGAACUUGGGGCAAAUGGGUGGCCGAAAUUCGGGAGCCCAACCGUGGUGCUCGUCUCUGGCUUGGCACCUAUGACACCUCCCAUGAAGCUGCCAUGGCUUACGAUGCUGCUGCUCGUAAACUAUAUGGCCCUGAGGCAAAGCUCAACUUACCUGAGUUACAAGUUAAUAGUAGCCAGUUUCCAGCCUCUCCUGCCAAUUCUCAGGUGAUCCAAAUGACAAACCAACCCUCUCAUCUCAUUCAAAAUUCUAGUCCUACAUCUACAUAUUCAUCAAAUAUCCCAAAUAUGGAGUCAAAUGAGGCGAAACCAAUAUUAUACAACCAUAAUCCAAUCAUGUCUUUCUCUAAUGAAAGCGUUGAUUCGAAUGGAAUGGAGGUAGAAAAUGACGCAAAUUUUGGGCGAAGUGGAGACGUAAUCAAAGAAUUCUCGGCGAAUCUCAACGUGAACAUGACUUUCAAUGACUCAAUUUGGGCAGAGGCGGCAUUGUCGAUAAAUUUUCCAGUGAUGGAUGAUCCCGGAAUUUUUGCUAGCAAUCUCAUGGAAGAAUCUGGUGGGGACACAAUGCAGACUCCGUGGUGCAUGUAAAUUGAACCACGAUGUUCUUCUGGGUCAAAGGAGGCUAGAGAGAGAAAAAACAGAAUCCUUGUAUACAUGUUUAGUAUAUAGUCUAGUUAUAGAGCACUGAAGCCACAUGGGUUUUUGGCUCGUGUACAUAUGUAUGUUAUCUCUGUGAUAGUCAGGUGCUUUGUUUUAUACUGAAUGGUAAUUUAACUUGAA
Molecule: messenger RNA, 2177 nt
Organism: Populus trichocarpa (black cottonwood)
Lineage: Eukaryota; Viridiplantae; Streptophyta; Magnoliopsida; Malpighiales; Salicaceae
Product: dehydration-responsive element-binding protein 2D
Exons: 1
Coding region: 1254-1985 (243 amino acids)
Biological process (GO): positive regulation of DNA-templated transcription; response to stress
Cellular component (GO): nucleus
Molecular function (GO): transcription cis-regulatory region binding; DNA-binding transcription factor activity
Source: RefSeq, a predicted model, not a curated record